Molecule: messenger RNA, 6122 nt
Organism: Stegodyphus dumicola
Lineage: Eukaryota; Metazoa; Arthropoda; Arachnida; Araneae; Eresidae
Gene: Osbp
Product: oxysterol binding protein
Cellular component (GO): perinuclear endoplasmic reticulum; plasma membrane; cytosol
Molecular function (GO): sterol binding
Source: RefSeq, a predicted model, not a curated record
UUGAAUCGGCUAACACGUCUCUGGCAACCCUUUAAAGAAUUUGAGAUUUGAGUAUGGUUACGUAGAAUGGAUUUGGCUGUUUUUACCGCACCCAGCCAUAUUCUUUCAUAAUGUAAAUACGGGAAGGUUUACCACAGAUAUCGCUCUAAUCUAAAAAUCUGUUGAUAUGGCUGAGGUUAAAUCUGCUCCAGAGCCAGAAAUGAAAGGCUGGUUGUAUAAGUGGACAAAUUAUCUGAAAGGUUAUCAGAAACGCUGGUUUGUAUUAUAUAAUGGCCUUCUCUCAUACUAUAGGAAUCCUGCGGAAGUUGCUCAUACGUGUCGUGGAACCAUAAAUUUAGUUAGUGCCGUUAUACAUACAGUGGAUUCAAGUAAUUUUGUUAUUUCAAAUGGAGGAACUCAAACAUUCCACUUAAAAGCAGCAAACGAAAUCGAGAGGCAGCGAUGGGUUACUGCUUUAGAGCUUGCAAAAGCUAGAGCAAUUAGAAUCACUGAAUCUGAUGAUGAUGAAGAUUUCAAUAUUUUACCUGCUCAAUCUGAAAAGAAUGAACUCCAAUCCAUAUUAAAAACAUUAAAUGCUAAAUUAGAAGAUUUAAAUACAUGCAAUGACCUAAUCAUCAAGCAUGGGACUGCACUUCAACGUUCUUUGUCUGAACUCGAAACUCUGGAAACUGCUAGCGAUGCUGUGAACAAGAUUAAGAGUGUAAAUGAAAGAGCUACAUUAUUUCGCAUAACAUCUAAUGCCAUGAUAAAUGCUUGUCAAGAUUAUAUGCAACUAGCACAAUCCCAGGGACGCAAAUGGCAAAAAAUGUUACAACAUGAGCACGAGCAGCGGUUACGAUUGGAAGAGAUGGUAGAACAACUUGCUAAACAACAUUCUCAUUUAGAAAGAGCUGCAAAAGAGGCAUCUGCAAAUUCACCGGGUAUACACUCUGAUGAUGAAGAAUUUUAUGAUGCUGAGGAAGAAACGGGUGCAGAUUUUGUUAUUACUAUUCCUGGCAAAGGUCACAGGAGAACGCCAAGUGGUUUUAGUCUUCAAAGUGAAGGUCAGGGAUUCCAGGAUGGUGGGGCCUCUUCUGACACUGAUCCUGAAGGAGCAAAUGGAGCAAAGGAAGACAUUAUUGCCCGAAGAAAGAAGACAAAACGGAAUAGAAUGUUAGUAGAACAAGGAAAAGUACAUUCUGUAUGUGUAUCCAAUUUUGAAGAAGACAAUAAUUCUGAUUCCGAAAACAAGUCCUCAAGUGCUCCUGGAACACCUAAUUGUUCCAGCUACAGAGUCCCUCGAGAUACCAACAGAAGUAUGGUACCUGUUAAAAAAAGACGCAUGACAGUUCCUGAAAAGCCCAAUUACAGUCUGAAUCUGUGGUCAAUAAUGAAGAAUUGCAUUGGUAAAGAGUUAACAAAAAUUCCCAUGCCUGUCAAUUUCAAUGAACCUUUAUCGACACUUCAGCGUCUUACUGAAGAAUAUGAGUAUUCUGAUUUGUUGGAUAAAGCUGCAGAAUGUACAGACAGUUGUGAACAAAUGACGUAUGUUGCUGCAUAUACAGUAUCUGCAUAUGCUACUACAAGUAACAGAACUGGAAAGCCUUUCAAUCCUCUCUUAGGGGAAACAUAUGAAUGUGAUCGUACAGAUGACUACGGCUGGCGGUGUAUUUCCGAACAGGUCAGUCAUCAUCCACCUAUGCUUGCUCAACAUUGUGAAGGAAGAGGCUGGAAGUGUUGGCAAGAGUUUACAAUGUCAAGUAAAUUCAGAGGCAAAUACCUACAAAUUAUUCCAUUAGGUAUUGCUCAUCUCCUUUUCCCCGAGUCCGGUAAUCACUAUACUUGGCGAAAAGUCACAACGUUCGUGCACAACAUUAUCGUUGGAAGACUUUGGGUUGACCACCAUGGGGAAAUGGAAAUUGUUAAUCAUACUACAGAAGAUAAAUGCCAUCUUAGGUUUAUUCCUUACAGUUAUUUUUCAAGAGAAGUUCCUCGAAAGGUUACAGGCGUUGUCACAGACCACGAAGGGAAUGCUAAGUUUGUUCUCCAAGGCACAUGGGAUCACAAGAUGGAAGCAGCUCGUGUUUUAAAUAGUCAUGGGUCAGUGAAAGGAAAACCUCUCCUGGAAACUUCUUCUCCUAAAACCAUAUGGCGUCGGCAAUUUCCAGGGCCAGAAUAUGAAAAAAUGUAUAACUUCACUAUUCUGGCCUGUCAACUAAAUGAGUCAGAAGAAGGAGUUGCCCCGACGGAUAGUCGAUUGAGACCUGAUCAAAGAUUGAUGGAAGAUGGAGCUUGGGAUGAGGCAAAUCAAAUCAAAGUGCAGUUAGAAGAAAAACAGCGAGCAGUUAGAAGAAAAAGAGAAGAAGAAGCAGAAAAAGCAGCAGCUGAAGGACGGCCAUAUGAAGGCUAUGAACCAGCCUGGUUCAAGAAAGAAACAGAUCCUAUUACAGGAAAUCCUGUUCAUAAAUACACUGAAGAAUAUUGGAAAUGUAAAGAAAUUCAAGACUGGUCUAGAUGUCCUAAUAUAUUCUUGUGAUACUGUUGAAAUAGUCUAGAAUCAAGCUUCAUCUGUAUUUUCAUAGAAAUUAGGAUAUGGAAAAGAAUAUACAUUCAAAAAAGAAGCAGGUCACAAUCACAGCCCUGCCAUAUAGUCUUUUAUCUGUUAAAAUCAACUUUUAGUCAUUGAAAAUGGGGCAGAACUGAGUUACAAUAGUGUGUUACAGUUCAUAAUCUAAUAUAGAUAUUCUAUAGAUUAUGAACUUUAAAAUUUUCAAUCAGAUUAUUACUGCUACAAAUGUACAAUUGAAAGUGUAUUCUUUUGUAAUGAUUUUAUAUAUUAUUGAAAAUAUAAUUGAAAUAAAGAAAGUAUUUCUUCCAUAUCUUGCAUGACUUUGUACUCACAUAAACUCUUCCUUUUUUCAUUAGUAUUAGACAAAUAUUUAAAAAUAGUAAGUUUUUAAAUUAAAAUUCUUUGUAUGUAAGAUAAAAGCGCCUGACUAUUAUGAAAUGCCUUAUGAUACGCAGUAGUCCCUUGACAACCAUUAGUUAAUCAAAUACAAUUUAGAAUUUCUUUUUGAAAUACAUUUUUAAUUCUGUAUUUAUAGUCUUUGUCAUAUAAUUUUCAAUAAUGUUUUCCAAAAUAAUAUAGAGCAAUCUGCAGGUUAUUUCAGAGACAAAUAGCAUUUUUCAUAUGUAGCAUGCUAUUUUUAUGUGUACUGUUGUCAUUUCUGUGUAUUAAUUCUGUCAGUCUUAGAGAAGAAAAAUGUGAAAUGGAUUAAACUGUGUUUAUAUUGAUGCCAAAUCAAAGAUUAUUUUUAAUACCAGAGUGUACUCUUUGUUUUUGGUCUUGGAUUGAUACUUCAUUGUUUGUAAUUUGUAUGAUAUCCUUCCUUUUCCCUUGCCAAUGAUCUAAAAAAAAAUAUGGAUUUAUUGUUCAAGAUUUAUUUCUUCAUGUUCCAAUUGUAACUUUGAAAUACUAGGCAUAUAGUUAUUCCUGUUAUAUACAAUAGAUACAAUAUUUGUUUUGAAUCUGAAAAUGGAAGAAAAUUAUAAUUUAGCUCUGAUGUUAUAAUGUGUGGAUAUAAUUUGUUACUCCUGUGUUUUUGUUAAAUGCCAUACUUGCAUAUUUUUUCACCUUUUUUUUAACUAAUUUUAUUUUUUUAACUAAUUAAUAAAAUUAAUGAAAUAAAUGCUACUGAAAUGAAGAUAUUAGAUAUCAGGUAAGUAGCAACAACAUACAGGGAUUUGAAUCUUGCUUGCUUUUAUUGUUGUUCACUGCUACUCCCUAGUUCCAAAAACAUUUAAGGCUGCUGGAACUAUUGUAUGUCCCAUCUGUUACAGCAGUGGUUCUCAAUCUUUUUUGUCCCAUGUAUCCCUUUCACUGCUGCUAGACUACCAUCCCCUUCUCCUUUUCAAAACUAAAAAAAAAAAAUACAUUUAUUUAAAUUUAGAUUAUUUUAAUGUGUUUUAUAAAUUAAAUAAGAAAAAUGUAGAAAAUUUUGAUAAAUACCAAAACUUGAAUACAAGUAGUUUUUUACAUUCAUAAAUUAAAAUUAAAUACUUAGCAGAUGAAUAAAAAAGCUGACUUCAUUUCCCCUGAAACUAUGAAAUCCUCCCAAUUUGAGACCUGCUGUGUUACAGCUUGCAAAUUAUCACCAUUACCAUGAUCUUUGUCACUGUUCAGCUUGUCUUCCCACAUGCCAUGAUCUUCAGAGCCAUCAAAAGCAUUAGAUGUCCCUUUUAUCUUGAAGCUUUUCUCUAGUAUUGCACCAUCAGUCAGAGCCCAUGCGCCCAAGUCUGUGCACCCGAAGUCCAUGAGCAGAUCAGUUUGUAAAAUGAAAACAAUCACUACAUGGACAAAUUCACUUUGAAAUUUAGGAAUUUUUUAAUUUCAGAACCGGGGGGUGAAAAUAGCUAAGUAAUAUGGUAAUUAUGACAUUUUGCUGAAAGACAAAUUACCGUAUAACUCCAUUAAAUGUUAUCAGUUCAUCUCAGAACAUAAUGGAAUGCUUUAUUUACUUGAUUUUUUUAUGUGUAAAAUAUAUUAUUACUAUUUAAUUUGCUUCUUGUUAUUUUGGAACUAAUUCUCUUUUUACAUGGCCUUAUCUUUACAAGGCUCCCAAUGUUCGUGAACGGAACUUAAAAUAUGCUUGUGGUUGGUGAAGGAAAACUGUGUUGCAUAACUGUAUCUUUUACUCUUAUUUUGCUUAAAGUUCAUCAGAAAUAAUCAUAUGUGAUUCAUUAUAUGCUUUCCAUGACGCUGUUCAAGAAAAGCUGGUGAUAACUAUGGUUUGUUGUUUAUAAUAUAAAAUCGCAAAGUUAUUGCAUUAAGUUGUAACAUUUGCAAAAUUGUUACAAAAUAUUAAUUUGUUAAAGUUACAUUUGAGUCUUUUUGUAUGCUUUUCUGUGAUUUUAAGAGCCUGUAUAUCCUAUUUGCCAUAUAUUUAUGGCUAGCCUUAUGUAUUCUGUAGAGAAUAUUUAAAGCAACACAUGCUGCUCACAUAUUUGUGAAAUAAAUGUUUAUAAGUGUGCUUAUUAGAAUUUUGAUUCGCAAUGUAAAAAAUGUUGAAAGAAGUUUUAAAAUCUUAUUUUAAAAGCAGAUUUUGUGUUUUACAUUAUUAUAUAUUAUAUUUGUACAUAAAAUGAAUAUUUAUGCAAUAUUAAAAGUCUUCUAUUUUAGUAUUUCUCAGUUUUAUGUUAAUAAAAAAAUGUGAGUGACUUUAUGAUAAUAUUCUGUUAUCAUUGUUUGCAAUUUUUUUAAUUCAUCAAUUUUUCAAACUAAAAAAUGUCUCAAUUAUAAUUUCAAUUUCAGGUUAUUUUAUAUUGCAAAAAUGAUCUGAAUUCCUGCGUAUUUUAUGGUCUUGAAAAUUAGCUGUGAUCUGUAAAAUUGCUACUGUCAUAUAAAUCUGUUUGAUGAAAACAUGAAAUUAGGAAAUUAUUGUAUGUAAGAGAAUAUUACUGCUUUUUCUAUACCAAUGUUUUGUAAAAAAGAAAUCAUUCAGAUUUUAUUAUAAUGCUUUAAGUUGAAAAUUAUUUAUCAUAUACAUACAUUUAGUCUGUUUAAUUUUAUUGAAUAACUUUCUACAUCUUGAAGUCUCAUAAAAAAUUCAUUUUCUAAAUUUGCCAUGGUGUGUUAUGUUUCUGUAUUACCAUAUUUUACUGUUUAAAGUGUUAUCUCUUAUUAUUUCAAGUAUUAACUCAUCUGAAUUAAAUAAUAUAUUAAAUUAGCAUAAUGGAUUAAUGAAAGUAUUAAUAUAUGAACUACAGUUGUGUGCAUGUUGAAUGAUAUUCUGACUUUCAGUAGUUUAUCCUCUGAAAAAAAAAAAAAAAGAAAGAAAGAAAGAAAGAAGGAUGAUCUGUGUCAAAACUGAAAUUCAGAAUGUCAUUCGCAAGUUUUGUUCUCUCGGUAACGUAAGAAUGUUUGCUUCCUAUUACUUCUUUGUGUAUUAUAUUCAUAAUAUUGUGGAUAAAAUUUUUUUUAAAUGUAUCCUUGAUUGUAAAUGAAAAUAAGAGAAAUUAUAAAUGGUUGCUAAAAUAUAGUUUCUAAAGAAUCUUAACAAUGAUUAUGUAUUUGUCCAGAAUAUUUGAUUCUUUACUGUAAAAAGAGUGAAAGUAUUUCAUAUUAAAAAAAAUAUAAAGUUUCA